UUUUUAUUAUUGCACUUUCAAAAAUAAAUGAGCCUAUAGGGAAAGAAAAAAACUUGUAAAUCUGACUUUACAAAGGACAAACCCACAAUUUCCAUUCUCUUUAUUUUCAUGACAAAUAACCUAAGGUCCAUUGUACUGUGCAGCGGGCACUCAGCAUGCUUUCAAAUCGUUCGUGUCUCUGUGCGUGUGUGUGUGUGUGUGCAUGUGCGUGUGUGUGUUUGAAACACAGAGAGCGAGAGAGCGAGAGACAGAGAGACAGAGAGAGAUAAAAAAAGAGUCAAACCACAGCGAGCAGUGUACGAGACAACAGGAGAACUGAGAGAACACACGCGGAAAUAAAAGCUCGCACCGUUACGGUAUUCCCAAAACAUGGGAAACAGGGAAAACAGGUUCUUUUAUUGCAUUAGUCUGGAUGAAAUAUGAACGUAAACCAAACUGUAGCAUACGUUUUGUUAGUGAGGAGUUUGACUUUUUAUUCUAGAGGAAGUGAAAGGGCUUGACCACACACACACACACACGCGCAUAGAGGGACAAGAUACAGGAGCUUUCUACAGAGACUUCUCCAGGAUGCGAUGUCACGUGAAGACGCUUGUACAAACUCUCGUCUGUCUGCUCAUCCUUACCUGCUUGUAUGUCUCCAUGAGGAGGACGCAAGGGACAGAUCAAGAGACGGAGCAAGAGAGAAAACCAGUGGAUGCUGCCUGGCUUAUCGGGAACUACAGCAGCGAAAAAUGCUCUGAAGAGCCUCAGGAGAACAUUCCGUGCCUCAAAGCUUCGGUUCGAGUGUUAGCAGGAGAUGUUCAGCCUCAGCAAAGGUACCUCACCGUGGGUCUUUCUUCUGUGAAGAGGAACAAGGAGAACUAUCUUCUAAAAACCCUGCAAUCCAUCUUCAGUCAGUCAUCAGAGGACGAGCUUUCUGAAAUGGUGGUCGUGGUUCUUCUGGCUGACUUUGACCUAACCUGGGUUCACCAAACUCUAACCAGCAUCAUCAAGCUUUUUUCCAAACAUCUGAUCCAGGGUCAACUCCUGGUAAUUCACGCCGACGAGGCGAACUACCCUCCACUGACGGGCCUGAAAAGGAACUUCAACGAUCCUCCGGAUCGCGUGACCUUCCGCUCCAAGCAGAAUGUAGACUAUGCCUUCUUGGUGGACUUCAGUGCCAAGCUUUCUAAGUACUACCUCAUGCUGGAGGAUGACGUGAGCUGCUCUAAAGGAUUCUUGACCAGCAUUCAAGGUCACAUUAGAUCAAAAGGAACUUCUCCGUGGGUGACGCUCGAGUUCUCCAAACUGGGAUAUAUUGGGAAACUGUACUACUCGAAAGACCUCCCUCGUCUGGCUCACUUCCUCUAUUUGUUUUACCAGGAAAUGCCUUGUGACUUUCUUCUUUCACACUUUCGCACUUUGCUCAUGCAGGACAAAGUCAUCCGCUUUCGACCGUCCCUCUUCCAGCACAUGGGGACGUUUUCAUCGUUUCAGGGAAAGCAUAAUAAGCUGAAAGAUGAUGACUUCCAAGACAAUCCGGCAGAUAACCCUCCAGCCACUGUCUACAGUGAUAUUGAAGUUUUUCAAAACCACAAUCCAGUCGAAGCCUACAGUCAAGGGGCGAGCUAUUUCUGGGGCAAAACCCCAAUAAACGCAGGGAACUUCUUUCUCGUGGUUUUCGAGCAGCCAGUCGUCCUUUCACAUAUCGUGAUUGAGACGGGGAACGAUGGGAAGGACAUUCUUCAGGCUGGAGAAGUCGAGGUCGGGGAAUCUGUGGUGCGAACCUCGAGUGGAGCGGAGUGCACAGAGCGUCACAAUUUAGGAGUCCUAAACAUGGGAUCUUUUGAGCUUCAAAACAUCGAGCAGACUCUGAACAGGCCGGUGUUGUGUUUAAAAAUCCGAGUGACUGAAAGUCAGACAAAUUGGGUGAUCAUUAGGAAAAUCCAGGUUUGGUUAAAGAAGGAAGGACAAUCGGGAUAAUGCAGGGAGAAUUCAUUAUUUAAUAUGUUAUUUAUCAGGGAAAUAAAAUUUUACAGUGAGUGGGCAUUUAGGAUCCAUGAACAAACUGUGUCAUGGUUGUAUGAAUUGUUUUUUCCUCCAGAGUAUCAUUAGUAUCUAAUGAAAGUAGAUUUAACUGUUAUGAAAAGAAACGAGGAAUCUUUGGCAUAGACUUGGGCUGGUGUUGGAGAAGGGUAAGGGGGCAGCGUUUAAAAAGGUGAAACGCUGAGACAUUUAGGAAUUUAAUGGGGCAAAAACUAGCUGUGACUCCUAUCAGAUCACAUUCUUGGUGAUGGGAAUAAAAUCUGUAAAUGUUUGACAUGCACGCAGUGUAAUGGUGAUAACACGAGUUUUAUAUGAAUGUGCAUUUACAGCAGGCUGCGAAGGAGAAUGAAAAGAAAUGUCGUAGACGUUAAAAUAACAGUAUGUUAUGAAGUUAUGGUAAGACGGGAACAAAGGGUGCAUUUAAAAAAAGGAUAUAGAAAUAUACUUUAUAUAAUAUAGAGUGUGUUUAUACAAGAGGGAACGUGAAAUCUGAUCCUGUUUUGAACACGUACGACAGUCAAAAUGUAUUCGGUAUGGGUAAAGGUUUAGAUAAAACGUCACUAGAGUGGUUAAAGUGAGUCAUGCUUAAUAUACAGUAUCUAGUCAUACUUCUAUAUCUAAGUGAGGUGCAAUUAGAAUGGGAGGGGAAGUGUAAAUCUUUGAUAAUCCGUUCAAUAGGUAAAAAAUUAGCCCUGAUUGUUUUUCUUGUAAAAGAUUAAAUAUAAUCUUUUUACACAUCUUGUGAGAUCAGCGUCCAGAACCGCAAACAGUGAAUUUAACUCCUUAAUCAGAAUGAUUGUAAAGGGAUUGAAGAAUUAUUAUCAAUGAACAUAGCUGGAACAUUCUAGCCAGUAAGAACUUUACAAAGAACCAAACAAAAUUGUGUUGUUAUUAGAAUUUGGACAUUUUGUCUUUUGGUCAAGUUCCCAGUUACAUAUAUAUAUAUAUAUAUAUAUAUAUAUAUAUAUAUAUAUAUAUAUAUACAUAUUGCGGCGUUUGGGGUUUGGGGGUUGGUAGAUUAACCCAAAUAUCCAAGAAACAUCAGUCUUUAGUUGUUGCUUAAAGAUUGCCGGGCCAGAACUGAAAACUAGUCCACAUGCACGUCCUCCUCGAUUUUCCGAGAGACGGUGGUACUAGUUUAAAUGAUCUUUACUGUCUACGCUCAUGGAUAUUUAUUUAAAAAAGGUUUACAUGUAAAAACAAAUGAAUUGACAAAAAAAUAUAUGUUUUUAAUAAAAAUGACCAGUACAGUCGGAAAUCAUCGCAACUAGAAACAAAGCUGAUGGCAUUCCGAAGAUACACACUUCAAAGAUCUUACAACAUCCUUAUUAUUAUUAUUAUUAUUAUUAUUAUUAUUAUAUGGUGGUAAUCCAGUUUUUUUUUUUACUUUCGAGGGAAGUGAUCGAGCAUAUUUCUCUUUAACCACUUAAACUGAACUGGAACAGAGGUGAGUCCAGGGAAGAGAGUUUGUGUUUUUUGUUACUUUGACAGGUGGAAUGUGGAGGAGGAAGGAGAGCAGUACUUGUCCCGUACUCUCACCACUUAGUGCUGUUUAUAUCACACGAGUUUACAUAAGUCAAUGCCUUAGCCUACUGGACAGUAUCUACUGUAAGUAGGUCUCUUAGGUUUUAAGCAGACCUCUAGGGAUGUAUUUUUUAAACAUUUAUUUUUGGAAAUAAAAUUUUCAUUUAGAGCCUAUAAUGACCAUGUGAUGUCUUUUUUUGUUUGUUUGUUUGUUUGUUUAAUAAACACUGUGUUACUGUACUUCCUAGCCUUCCUAACUAUUCACCAUAAAGUGAUUCA
Messenger RNA from Clarias gariepinus (North African catfish), 3828 nucleotides. Its product is annotated as alpha-1,3-mannosyl-glycoprotein 4-beta-N-acetylglucosaminyltransferase C. Gene Ontology annotation, biological process: protein N-linked glycosylation. Lineage: Eukaryota; Metazoa; Chordata; Actinopteri; Siluriformes; Clariidae. The record is from RefSeq and is a predicted model, not a curated record. The transcript is spliced from 4 exons. The coding region runs from base 568 to 1962 and encodes 464 amino acids. Gene Ontology annotation, molecular function: acetylglucosaminyltransferase activity.